UUUUUGCAGAAAAAGGUACUAUCAUUGACAAAACCGAUAACAAAGGAAGCCAUAGUGGAUCUCUACUGCAGCACCAACCCUAUGACUCUAUGCAUUGCAGACUUGGGUUGCUCUUCUGGACCAAACACUUUCUUAGUGGUCUCCGAACUUAUGGAGACAGUCCACAAUACUUGCCAAAAAUUGGGGCAUCAAACCCCUGAAUUUCAAGUGUACUUGAAUGACCUCCCAGGGAAUGAUUUUAACACUAUUUUCAAGUGCUUGCCAAGCUUCCAUGAGAAGAUGAGGAAUCAAAUGGGGCUAGGGCUUGGGCCAUGUUUUGUCACCGGAGUCCCCGGUUCAUUCUAUGCUAGGCUUUUUCCCACCAAAAGUCUGCAUUUUGUCCACUCUUCUUACAGUCUCAUGUGGCUCUCUCAG
Messenger RNA from Camellia sinensis, 414 nucleotides. The record is from RefSeq and is a predicted model, not a curated record. Lineage: Eukaryota; Viridiplantae; Streptophyta; Magnoliopsida; Ericales; Theaceae.